GUCGGCGGCGGGGCGGACAACCUCCCCUGGCCCAUCAUCGGCGGCGUCGCUGCCGCUGCGCUCUCCCUGCUCUGCUGCGCACUCUGCCUCGUCCUCUACCAGCGGGGCAGCCGGCUCCGCGACCAGCGGUCGCGGCGGCGCGAGAGGACAGCGGUGGACAUCGCCGCUGCCUUUAUCGCCGGCCGGCGCCGCUCUCGUUCGUUUCCUCCUUCCAGCGGCGCCGUGACCCCAGCGCGGGCGACGGAUAAGCGGCAGAGGGAGGGGGCGAGCGAGGGGCAACCGGUCGCCGUCGGGUCGCCGGCCGCUCGUCGGGGCAUCUUUCGGCCGCCGCCGCCCGGCACUCCAGGCAGGUACCCGCCGCCGCCCACCCCCGGCAGCCCCUCCGACGGCUCCGGCACCCCUCGCGGGCAGCUGGCCGAGUCGUCCGACGGCUCCGGCACGCCGACCACCGCCUCGCUGGCGACGCUGGCGAGGCUGAGCGAGGCUGGGUCCGAGGACGGGGCCUAUGACCGGAGGAGCAGGCCCUCGUUCCAGUACAGCUUCUCCAACUUCGAGCUCAUGUCGUGGGACGCGAUCUCCCUCGGCGAGCUCAUCGGCUCGGGCGCCGCCGGAGACGUCUACCAGGCACUGUACGCCUCGACGGGGGUGGCGUGCAAGCGGCUGCGCUUCAGCAAGGAGGCGGCCAACCGAGCGAUGCAGGUGCUGGUCGAGGAGUGCCGCCUCGCGCUCAAGCUCCGCCACCCAAACGUGGCGCGCGGGAUGGCGUACCUUCACAGCCACCGCGUGAUCCACCGCGACCUCAAGCCGGGCAACGUGCUGCUCAAACUGCCGAUGAUGACUGCCAAGGUGGCAGACUUUGGCGCGUCGCGCGAGAACAUGCAGCCCGCCCCCUCCGCCGGCUUGCACGCGGGCGCCUUCUCGCUCGAGCGAGCGAGCGCGGCGAUGACCAUGUCGAUGGCCGGCACGCCAGUCUACAUGGCGCCCGAGGUGCUCCGGCAGGACCGGUACGGCAAGCCGUGCGACGUCUGGUCCUUUGGCGGGCUGCUCGUCCACAUCGCGACCCGCCGGCCGCCCUUCGCCGCGCUGCUCGAGUCCGGCCACCUCUCGCCGCUCGACCUUCUCAACAAGGUGACCAAGGGCGAGAUGCGGCCGACCUCGAACCCCGGGGGGCAGCCCGGCGCGCUUUGCUUCGCGCCGGCAGAGUGGCCGCAGGCCGUCGCGCAGCUCGCCGAGGCGUGCUUCGCCUUCGACCCGCUCGAGCGGCCCACGUUCGAGGAGGCGGCGGACGAGUCCAAGGAGCCCAAGGUGUUCUCCGCCUGCUCCGCCCGCUCCGCCUUCUCCGAGCCCGUAUGA
Molecule: messenger RNA, 1353 nt
Organism: Emiliania huxleyi CCMP1516
Lineage: Eukaryota; Haptophyta; Isochrysidales; Noelaerhabdaceae
Exons: 6
Biological process (GO): protein phosphorylation
Molecular function (GO): ATP binding; protein kinase activity
Source: RefSeq, a predicted model, not a curated record